This is a messenger RNA of Aphanomyces invadans, 171 nucleotides long. RefSeq lists its product as hypothetical. The transcript has 2 exons. Gene Ontology annotation, biological process: negative regulation of biosynthetic process. Lineage: Eukaryota; Oomycota; Saprolegniomycetes; Saprolegniales; Verrucalvaceae. Gene Ontology annotation, cellular component: cytoplasm; nucleus. The record is from RefSeq and is a predicted model, not a curated record. Gene Ontology annotation, molecular function: GTP cyclohydrolase binding. Bases 1 to 171 code for a protein of 56 amino acids.
AUGGAGGCGCUUGGCGCGUCGUUGGUGCAAGGAAAGUGCCAGUCCUUCAGGCACUACGUCACUCCAUGGGCGCCGCGCCUCGUGCUAGACGAGCUGCAGCGCCAAGGCUUUGAACUCAAGGGCAUGAGCGGCAUCGGACAAACCAUCGUGUGGACGUUGUUCAGACACUAA